CACCAGCCCAGCUCGCCCCCCCUGCGCCCGGGCGGGCCCUCGGCCCCCCGACAUGUGUGCGUCUGGGAGCGGGCCCCUCCACCCAGCCGGUCCUCCAGGGUGCCGCGGUCGCGGCGGCAGAUCCUGCCGGGCACCGCCCCCCCGCCACCCCCGUCGGGCUUUGAGGAGGGGCCCCCCUCCUCGCAGUACCCCUGGGCGAUCGUGUGGGGCCCCACCGUGUCCCGGGAGGACGGGGGAGACCCUAACUCUGUCAAUCCCGGGUUUCUGCCCCUGGACUAUGGCUUCGUCGCCCCCCACGGGCUGGCCACCCCGCACCCAAACCCAGACUCCAUGCGGGACGACGGCGACGGCCUGACUGGAGAAACCCCCGCCACCCUGAGACCGUUCCUGUUUGGGGGGCGUGGCGAAGGGGUGGACCCGCAGCUGUACGUCACCAUCACCAUCUCCAUCAUCAUCGUGCUGGUGGCCACGGGCAUCAUCUUCAAGUUCUGCUGGGAUCGCAGCCAGAAGAGGCGGCGGCCGUCGGGGCAGCAGGGCGCGCUGCGGCAGGAGGAGAGCCAGCAGCCGCUGACCGACCUGUCCCCCGCGGGGGUCACCGUGCUGGGGGCCUUCGGGGACUCGCCGCCCCCACCCCCCGACCGCGACGAGCCUCGAGGGGGCCCCCGGCCCGGGGGGCCCCAGCCCAAGGGGGUUCCGGCCUUCCAGUUGAACCGGAUCCCCCUGGUGAACCUGUGACGCUACCCCCCUCCUCCAUGUUGGGGUGCCACCCAGCAGGUCGUUGGGGGGCGCGCGGUGUAGCUGCCAUCCCGACUGAGGGGCGGGCGUAGCCGUGGGGGUGAGGGGGGCUCCUGGUCCCUGCCCCCCCCUGGGGGGGCACCGCACCCCAGCACACGCACGGGCCUCAGGGGGGCCGGCCUUGCCCCCCCACCCCUGUAAUCGGGGAGAGGGGGGCGGGUGACACACUUGUGACGUGGGGGGGGCCCCUCCCUCUCUUGCACACUUCACACCGGAGCCUCUGACGUUCACCCCGGGCGACCCUGACUGUCCUCCUGUGCCCGCCUCCCAGCCCCCUGAGCGCGCGUGCGCGAGCCCCCCCCCCCCCCCCGCGGGUCCCCCGGUCUCCUUCCCGCGGCCUCUCUGCAUGCUGCCCCGCGGGUGGGCGGGAGGUCGGCGGGGGUGGGGGGUGGGGUGGGGGGUCUCCCCGCGCCCUCCUCCCCUGUCCUGGGUGACCCCCACCCCAUCCCGCACCCAGUUCAUGCCAUGGGUCACCCGCCGCCCCGCCCACCCCCUGGGGUGCCAGCAUUGGGGCUUGGGGGGGGUCGUGGAGGGCCCCCUCCCCCCGUGACCAGGCUCUGGUGUCUGAGAGAGGUGGGGGGGGAGUCACCCUCCAUCAUGACAAGGGGACCCCCCCACUUGUCCUUCCCUUCCUGGCUCCCAGGCCCCCCCCUUGUCUUGUCUUGUCCGUCUGUCUGUGUGUCCGUGUGUCCCGCCCCGCCCGAGCCGGGCCUCCCUAGCUCCGUCUGGGCUGCCGGGGAUGGGGGGCUGGUUCGAGGCCUCGCGGGGGAGGGCCCCCUCCUUCCCGUCUCCCCCCCCCCGUGCUGUGAUAUAUAUUUUUGUAUUCUCUCUUCUUCUUGUGGUGACAACCUUGGAUUCUUGUGGAUGUUAAGUUUCGGGAAUUUUCAAAUAAAGCCUUUGCAAGAUA
Molecule: messenger RNA, 1702 nt
Organism: Perognathus longimembris pacificus (Pacific pocket mouse)
Lineage: Eukaryota; Metazoa; Chordata; Mammalia; Rodentia; Heteromyidae
Gene: Pianp
Product: PILR alpha associated neural protein
Biological process (GO): regulation of immune response
Cellular component (GO): membrane
Source: RefSeq, a predicted model, not a curated record